UUGUCGUUUUUACUAAUUAAUGAGUGUGAAUGAUGUAAUUUGAGAGAAAAUUAUUUUUUUUCUCUCGUAUUCUAUUAUUUUAAAAUUUUAAAUAUUUCAAAAGUUCGCGCCCUUUCUGCACCCGCAUCUGUCAGAUUAGGUUGGGAUGUUUUGUUGACAUCGACACGCGAUUUUAGGUUAUGUUGAUGAUCAAUAAAACACGCAAGAAACAGUCUUUUUUACUUCUGGUCUAAAAACAAAAAAGUGAGUGUGAAAAAAUUUAUAAACAAUGGGUCUUUUAACGGAUCCACGUGCAGGGAAUAUGAAACUAAUGAAAUUUAUUCUCCGCUGGGAGAAAUCACUCUGUUUUCUAAUGUAUCUCGGCGGAAUUAUUUGGACAAUGCUACUGGCAACACCUACUUUCAGUGACAAUACAUAUUUCUCGGAAAAUGCCCUUCUACCCGGUUUGGUGACAAAAGAAAGUAAUCUAAUGUACGAUUCAAAAAUAUUCUACAAAGAAUUAAUGCGCGAAAUGGAGAAACAUCGUACCGAUUCAUUACCCGUCUCGUGGAUGGCCUCAAGAUUUCGUCAAUUGCACCUGGACACUUAUAUUCAUAAUUUUACCCUCAAUCAUCCAUUUCGUAAUCAAAAAUUCACAGGUAGAAAUGUUUACGGCAUUGUACGUGCACCAAGAAGUGUAAGUACAGAAUCAAUUGUCAUUAAUGUUCCCUAUCGUUCGUUGAGUAGUAUUCAUCCAACGACAGCGCCUUCAAUUGCUUUAUUAUUGGCAUUCGCGCAAUUUUGUCGUAAACAAAAAUAUUGGGCGAAGGAUAUUAUUUUUCUAGUAACCGAACACGAACAAUUGGGAAUUCAAGCUUGGCUCGACGCCUAUCAUGGAGUGACAAGUGGACAGAGUGGCGUUCUCCUUGCUGGCGAUCUUCCGGGAAAAGCAGGUUCCAUUCAAGCGGCUAUUGUUCUCGAAAUGCACGCAAUGAAAAUAACGUCAAUUGACGUGAAAGUCGAGGGUCUGAAUGGACAAUUGCCGAAUCUUGAUUUAUUCAAUUUGGCGCAGAAUAUGAUUCAUAAGGAGGAUAUUCGUAGAUCGGUGCAGAAACGAUUUGACUUCAAGUCGGAGAGUAAUUAUAAAAAGUGGUUGUAUCGAGGGAGGACAAUGGCGAUGAUGAUAAUGAGUCAAGCGACCGGGGUGCCGACCGGAAAUCAUGGUUUGUUUCAUCGUUUUGGAAUUGAGGCGAUAACAUUGGAGGGUUUUGAAAAGACGACAAAUGGACCGGAGGCAAAUUUCUCUAAAGUUGGUCGUGUUGUGGAGAGUAUCAUUCGAUCUUUGAAUAAUUUACUCGAACGUUUUCAUCAGUCGUACUUUUUUUAUCUUCUGCCCUCGACCGAUCGUUAUGUGUCUAUUGGAAUUUAUACACUGCCCUUGGUUUUGAUUAUCACGACACUUUUCAUCAAGGCCUUUUCCAUUUGGCUCCGACUACAGGAAUUGAAUCAAGAGAAGGAAAGUGACAAGACAAGCGAAGAAAGUGACAAGGAAAAUAAAAGUGACAAGGAAAGUAAAAAUGUCAAGGAAAAUAAAAGUGACAAGGAAAGUAAAAGUGUCAAGGAAAGUAAAAGUGAAAAGGAAAGUAAAAAUGUCAGGGAAAGUAAAAGUGACAAGGAAAGUAAAAAUGUUAGGGAAAGUAAAAGUGUCAAAGAAAUUAAAAGUGACAGGAAAAGUAAAGAAACUGAUAAAGUGACGAAAAAAGAAUUCGACAUUGGUUACGUGACUUCGGAACUAUUGUGGACUCAUCUCUUUGGUUUUCUGUUAAUGUCCUCGCCUAGAUUGUUAAUUUCGAUGGUGACUGAUUAUUUCAAAUGGCACACGGAGAGUGCGACUUAUUUCUCCCUAGCGAUAGUUUUAGUUUUUACGAUUCUAUUUCCAGUUUUACGGCCAAAGAGAAAAGAUAAUUUUAAGAAUACCUCGUUAAUUUGUAUUGUUACUUCGAUAGAAUUAGGAACGGCAUUGAUGUGUGUGGAAAUUCAUAAUUUUUCCCUAGCACUAUUGACAGCUGUCACUUUUGUUCCGUUCACUCUACUUAUUCCAAUGAAUUCGAAUUCCAAUUCGAAUUCUGAUUCUGAUUCUAAUUCUGAUUCUAAUUCAAAUUCUGAUUUCAAUUCAAAUUCUAGUGCAAUGAGGGGUUUUUAUAAAAUUCUCUAUAUUUUGUGGCCCCUUUUGCAUCCGUUUGCACUCGCUUCGUUUAUUGUCACUGGUUAUACGUACGCAAAUUUUAAAGAAGAGGCUAUUUUGACAAUUCUUUACCGAGGCUGGAAGGCGACGAAACAAGCUUUUGUACUCAGUAUAAUUGAUUCGACGAUUUAUGGAAAUUGGCUGUAUUCGUUUAUUGUUUCUAUUAUGCUUCCGAUUUGGUUACUCUACUGGAAUGUUAUUAAUUCUUCCUAGGCUUUUAAGGAAUUUUUUUUUAGAUUAAUUAUUACAUUUCUCGUCAUUUCUUUCUUUUUUUCUAUAUUUCUCUCUUUCUCGUCAGUAUUUUGUAAAAUAGGAUAUUGUUUGUAAAUAAAUAAUUUAAAUAAUUAUUUGUGUGUCUUAUUUCAAAUAGGAUUGGCCUCACAGGUCAGGGAAGUC
This is a messenger RNA of Leptopilina heterotoma, 2620 nucleotides long. It is a transcript of the gene GAA1, whose product is annotated as glycosylphosphatidylinositol anchor attachment 1 protein. The coding region runs from base 269 to 2437 and encodes 722 amino acids. Gene Ontology annotation, biological process: attachment of GPI anchor to protein. The transcript has a single exon. NCBI's taxonomy places the organism in Eukaryota, Metazoa, Arthropoda, Insecta, Hymenoptera, Figitidae. Gene Ontology annotation, cellular component: membrane; GPI-anchor transamidase complex. The record is from RefSeq and is a predicted model, not a curated record.